Molecule: messenger RNA, 3407 nt
Organism: Anas platyrhynchos (mallard)
Lineage: Eukaryota; Metazoa; Chordata; Aves; Anseriformes; Anatidae
Gene: LRRC10
Product: leucine rich repeat containing 10
Cellular component (GO): cytoplasm
Molecular function (GO): protein binding
Source: RefSeq, a predicted model, not a curated record
UCCUUAUCCACCGAAUGGUCCACCCUUCAAAUCUAUCUCUCUCCAAUUUAGGUACAAGAAUGUUGUGUGGGACUGUGUCAAAGGCCUUACAGAUGUCCAGGUAGAUGACACCAGUCAGUCUGCCCUUACUGACUGAUACAAUCUCUUCAUCACAGAAGGCCACCAGCUAGGUCAGGCAGGAUUUGCCCUUGGUGAAGCCAUGCUGGCUGUCUCGGAUCACGUCCAUGGCUUGCAUGUGCCUCAACACUGCUUCCAGGAGGAUCUGUUCCAUGACCUUCCCAGGCACAGAGGUGGGGCUCACGGGUCUGUAGUUCCCUGGAUCCUCCUUUCUACUCUUUAUAAAACUGGGAGUGAUGGUUCCCUGUCUCCGGUCACUGGGGACAAUUCUGUCUGUAAUUAAAUCCAUGCCAGUUUCUCAUCAGGUUUUAGUCUGGGGAUUGCAGUAGCAUAGUUGGAAGGUGUCAGAAGAGCAGCCUUGGCCAGCUGUGACAGUGAGUGUAUUAAACUGGGAUUCAGACAAGAAGCAAAACACAAUCUAAUGAAGAAGGCCCUACGCAGUUAAGGGUGCCGGAGGCUAUAGUAAACACGGUUAAAUUAGGAACAUAAAUACUGGAGCAGCUAAAGAUAGCAGAUUGCCAAGUAUUUCUGUUAAAGGUUUGAGAUAAGUACUGGGUGGCAAGUAACACUGUUAAAUUAUGUAUUUGGCACCUUGCAAAGCAAAGCCAUAAAAGUGUCACUCGUCUGGAAAGUCGGUCAAGUCUUGACAGGUAUUUUAAACAACAAUUAGAUUACUGCUGACAUCUCCCCUGAAAGUUUAAUUAAAGCUAAUCCUUUUAGUUUAAAAAUUUGGUCUUCUGAGGUGUUUGCUUUCUCCAGCCAAUCCACACCACCAGCACUGGCUUCACAGACAGAGCAACCACAGCAAACCAAGAGGAGCAGGGUUUCCGUCAAAGCAAGAGUUUGAGGCAAAAAUGACUUGCAGGAAGAGGGGAGAUGGGAUAUUUUCUGGGAGAGCCAAGUGGGCCUGAGCGUGUGUGUGAGGCAGGGAGAGAGACCUGCGCUCGCAGCCAUCAUGUCCGUAAUCCCCAUCACUGAACACUCAUUCAGUUAUCAGAAACAUUUCAGAGCCCUUGAGAUUAAUGCCUGGUGCCAUGUAAACAGAGCCUUAUAUUGGGGAGACAGAGUUACCAGCAGGCCAGUGCACAGCAGCAGGAAACCAAGGCUGGCCUCGUCCCUCACGGCCCCGUCAGUCUCUGCACAAAGAAGGUCCCAGGAUGGGCAACAGCCUGAAAGCCAUAGUUGCUUUUGUGCCCUCCGACGAGUGCCAGAAGUACCUCCUGGAAGACCUGGAGGAGAUGCCAGUGGACAAGAUGGUGGAUCUGAGCGGCAGACAGCUGAGGAGGCUGCCUCUGCACAUCUGCUCCUUCAGGGAGCUGGUCAAGCUGUACUUGAGCGACAACAACCUGAACCACCUCCCUCCUGAGCUGGAGCAGUUGCAGAACCUCCAGAUCCUCGCGCUGGACUUCAACAACUUCAAGGCGCUGCCGCUGGUGGUGUGCACGCUGAAGCAGCUGUGCAUCCUCUACCUGGGCAACAACAAGCUCUGCAGCCUGCCCCUCGAGCUCCGGCUCCUGCAGAACCUCAAGACCCUCUGGAUCGAGUCCAACUGCCUGCAGCACCUUCCUGAGGUGGUGUGCGAGCUCAGCCUGCUCAAGACCUUGCACGCCGGCUCCAACGCGCUGCGCACGCUCCCCGCCCAGCUGCGGGGCCUGCAGGAGCUGCGCACCAUCUGGCUCUCGGGCAACCUGCUGUCCGAGUUCCCCCCCGUGCUCCUGCACAUGCCUUUCCUGGAGGUGAUCGACGUGGAUCGCAACGCCAUCCGCUUCUUCCCCAGCCUGGCCCACCUCCCCGGCCUGAAGCUGGUGAUCUAUGACCACAACCCCUGCAGGAACGCGCCCAAAGUGGCCAAAGGGGUGCGCAGGGUGGGGAGGUGGUCGGAGGAGAGCCCCGAACCCCGCAAGCGAUCCGGGGCGGUGAUAGAAAUCACGCUUGAUGAGAGACCGUCGCCACCUCCCACUGACAAGCCCGAGCCCGAAGCAGAGUCGUGAUGCUGCUCAGCUGCCUCCACCAGCAGAGGUGGCAGCACUCCCACGGCGCUGCCCAGGCUCUCCCCUUCGAGAGGGCAUCGUGCUGCCUGGUAAGGCUUGGGGUAGGUGCACCAGUUCAGAGCAAAACGCUCUUCUACAGCCACCCUCUUCUGCACGCUCUCCAGAGCGAAGACUUCUCCCUCUCCCCCUCUGCAAGGACUGCUCAGAGCUGGCAGCAGGGUUUAUGUUUCCCACAGCAAGUUGAUCUCCACCCACAGGAACCCUUUGGGCUCGCCUUCCCUCCGUCCCCCUUGCUGAGGUGUCCGAGCCCAGCUGGAAGCCACCAUGCACAGUGACGAUCGCUGCUGGGAGCUGCAGCUUUAAAGUAACCCACGGCACUUGUCUCAGUGACUUGUUUGAAAGGCAGCAGCUUGAGGGUUUCCCUGCCCAUCUCAUGGUACAUGGCAGCGGAGCCCUGGAUGCAUUAUCAAGGAAGCAACGCGUACUGGAGAACUCUCCUCCUACAGCUGCUGUCUUCUUCCUGGAAAAUUUGUGACCGCUCUGAUUUUGUUAUUGCUAAUUACCAUUUCAAAUGACAGUGAGGAAAGAUACAUGCUUUUUUUUUAUUAUUAUUUUUUUUCUGCUGUGUCUUACGUAGCCGACCACACUGCCGGUAAGGGCAGCUGUACGUGCCGAGUUUUGAUGCGGUAGCAGAAAGCCCUGACUGAAAUGGGAGAGCCACAAUUGCUGCAGAGCUAACGUGGACGAAGGAAACCUAAGGCUGGGAGCCUGCGUCUUCAGACUUACACAGAAACUGAAGUUGAGGCAAACAUUACCCGAUGAACUCCAGCAGGGUGCUGCUGUAGCUUGCAAACCUCAGAUCUGUUCAGAUUUCCUUGGAAAGGCACUGAACGUUUAAGAAUGCUUUAAUGGUGUAGCACAGAAUAGAAACCUGGCUCAAAGUGACUUUACAUUUUUAGCUUUUGAUUCCGUAGCGCUGAGCGCGGGGUUUGGUAGAAGGCAGCUUUUUAGAGAAGGGUGGGGAGCCCUUGGUGGCACAGCGCAGCCACUUCCCCCUCUCUCCUGCUUGUCAAGUGGGACUGUCUUUCCAGCAGGCACGCAGAAGUGACAGUUCCCAUAAAAGGUUUGAGUCGAUGCCAGUUUGCGACUGCUUAGUGUCAUUUACAUUCUUGGAAAAUUCUCUGGAAAUAUAUAGGCUCCGUGAGUGCCGGCUGCCUUGUUAAAUGAAGUGCACGCUUGGAUCUGGCUGGUACCCGCUACAUUCAUUAAAUUAAAUAAAGUGUUCUGGAUUCUCACUGA